AUGAACGGUGUACCUCCUGAGAUCAUCCAGCGCGCAGAGAAUCUGAUCCUCCUUUCCGUCUGUGGCGAAGACCUGGUAGCUACGUGCUGUCAGAUGCCGGAAGAUGAAGCUGCAGAACUCGAGGACGCGGAGCAGAUCGCGAGAGACUUCCUCGAGGCCGACGUCUGCCAAGACCCGAAGAACACCUUGGCGGACAUACUGACUGUAUCCACGACCACAGAUUCGCGCAGUUAG
Molecule: messenger RNA, 234 nt
Organism: Alternaria incomplexa
Lineage: Eukaryota; Fungi; Ascomycota; Dothideomycetes; Pleosporales; Pleosporaceae
Exons: 2
Coding region: 1-234 (77 amino acids)
Source: RefSeq, a predicted model, not a curated record